Carya illinoinensis is the source of this 1525-nucleotide messenger RNA. Its product is annotated as protein DOG1-like 4. Gene Ontology annotation, molecular function: sequence-specific DNA binding. The record is from RefSeq and is a predicted model, not a curated record. Bases 188 to 1120 code for a protein of 310 amino acids. NCBI's taxonomy places the organism in Eukaryota, Viridiplantae, Streptophyta, Magnoliopsida, Fagales, Juglandaceae. The transcript has a single exon. Gene Ontology annotation, biological process: DNA-templated transcription.
AUACCGCUGUAUCCUUUUGUCACCGCCAUUGGUUACUAUAUAAACCCAAACCCACAAGCGGUUUCUUGCUAACAAAGAAAAAGACACCAAAAGCAGGACCAAAGCUCUGGUUUCUGCCAUUAAAUUUUGGAUCGGACUUGGGAAUAUGAUGCAGAGUGCUCUAUUCUUUUGACCGUCAAAUGCCACCAUGUCCGCACUCCCAAAUAGUUAUACAUUCCUUGCACAUGCCAUCACGAAUGACACUUACGAGCGCGAGGGCUUCAGCAAGUUCUUCGAUUCCUGGCUUUCCGAACAAGACCAAUACCUCCAGGAACUCAUCUCUGUUUCCAAGAGAUACAACCAAAACGCCGACCCCAACAGUACCACCACCUCCACAGCCGAGUCGUCGACUCAUGACCAGGUUCAUGACCAGGUUGUGCACGAGCCUGUCCUGUGCCCACUCAUCAACCGAGUCAUUCAGCAUUACGAACAUUACUAUGGAGCCAAGUCGACGUGGGCCAAGCAGGACGUGCUCGCCAUAUUGUCUCCCUCUUGGCUGAGCUCGCUCGAGGACGCGUUCUCUUGGAUAGGCGGGUGGCGACCCAGUAUGGCUUUUCAUUUGCUCUACUCCAAGUCCGGGUUGCAACUAGAGGAACAUCUCGCUGAUUUGAUCCGCGGGCUUGGUACGGGAGAUUUGGGAGAUCUCUCGCCGAGUCAACUCAACCUGGUGGAUGCGUUGCAAAGGAGGACGCUAAUGGAGGAGAGGGAGCUUACGGAGGGGUUGGCAAAGCAUCAGGAAACGGUGGCCGACUCUUCGAUGGUGGAGUUGUCGCACGAGGUGACGGAGUUGUUGAGGGAAAGGGAGGCGGGCGGGGAUGGUACUAGACUCGACGAGGACCGAGUCGACUCGGCUCUGGCACCGAAGGAGGAGGGAUUGGCGGACAUCUUGCAGACAGCAGAUGAUCUACGGCUGAGAACUCUGAAAGGAAUCCUUGACGUUUUGACUCCAAUCCAGGCCGUCCAUUUCUUGAUCGCUGCUGCUGGCUUGCAACUGAGGCUUCAUAAUUGGGGGAAGGAGAGGGACGAAAAGGCUAGGCAACACCAUGGGAGUAAUGGGAGUGAUGAUCACCCACAUUCAUGACCAAAAUUCCAAUUCACUGCUACUAGGAGAAGAGAGUGCAUGCAGCUGAGGUACUAGGUUAGAAUUAAAGUUAAGAAUCCAGAUGGGGAAAAGGACUUCUUUAUAAAUUAUGAGUGAUGAGUUGGGUCCAUUUUUUCCUACCUUUUUUGGUAGCAUCUUAUGUCAGUUUCUUAUUUUAGGACAAGUUUUUUGUUGCAUUAGUAAAUGAUAUAUGUCUUCAAAGUUCGUUUCCUUUAUCAACUGUAUUGAAGUGUUAAACGGUAUCCCUGGUGUGCGUCUGGUUGUCAAGUUUUGAGUAUCUGAUCUUAGCUUCUUGUGUGUAGGACUGUGUUUUUGAGGUGCUGGCUGGUAUAUGUCCUGCACUUCUACGCAGGAAGAAGAAGAAAAAAUUAGUAAUGUUCUAAA